Messenger RNA from Mycotypha africana, 779 nucleotides. RefSeq lists its product as uncharacterized. The transcript has a single exon. The coding region runs from base 164 to 724 and encodes 186 amino acids. Gene Ontology annotation, molecular function: protein binding. The record is from RefSeq and is a predicted model, not a curated record. NCBI's taxonomy places the organism in Eukaryota, Fungi, Mucoromycota, Mucoromycetes, Mucorales, Mycotyphaceae.
AAAAGACGUUCUAAGUAAUUCUUAUAUUUAGCUGUUACCACCAAAUGCAUCAACCGUUAACCCUAUCACAAGACUUCAAACACUUCCUAAAAGGACAUCUUCAGUUCCUCCUAUCAAUGAUAAUAACGAUGUACUCACAACAAAAAUAAAGCAAUUACAUGAAAUGGACUUCAAAGACGAAAAGAAGAACCGACAGCUUCUGAUCCAGACUCAGGGUAAUUUAGAAGCUACCGUAGAAAUACUAUCACGCUCUAUACCACAACAUUUCAACUUUUCGUUACAACAGCAGACUAUGUCUGAUGAGCAGAAAGCCAUUCAGCUGUACAAGAUGGGUUUUACAGAUGAAAAUGCGAAUAUAGAUGCGCUUCGCCGUGGAGGAGGAAAUAUAGAUAUCGCUAUCACUAUUUUAAAAGAAGCUAAAGAUGCUAAUCCCCAACAUCCUAAAAAGCAAUUUGCACAAAACAAUUUAUUUUCGCUACCGAAUGCAAGUACGAAUAGCACUAACAGUAGUUUGAUCGAUACAAGUUCGUUUUCAGCUGCUACCACAGUAUCCUACAAUAAUAAUACUACCAAUCCUUUUGCAAAUGUACAACAGCCAUUAGGAUUACAACAGCAGCAACAGCAACUAUCAACUACUGAUAUACUCGAUGACCCAUUCAAUUUAAAUCGUAUGAAAGAAUGCAUGACAAUUAACAAUAGCAGUAAGUUCUCUUUUGUCACAUGAACUUCUUGACAUAAUAUAAAAACUUGAUAGUCUGAUAAGAAUGUUACUUUCCUGC